This is a messenger RNA of Aspergillus novofumigatus IBT 16806, 1265 nucleotides long. RefSeq lists its product as uncharacterized. NCBI's taxonomy places the organism in Eukaryota, Fungi, Ascomycota, Eurotiomycetes, Eurotiales, Aspergillaceae. The coding region runs from base 1 to 1131 and encodes 376 amino acids. The record is from RefSeq and is a predicted model, not a curated record. The transcript has 3 exons.
AUGACUCGUUCAAAAAUGAAGUAUCGGUACUACCACGUUCAAAAGGUCGCUGGCCGACCUUCGAGGAGCGCAUCGCCUGAAAAACAACCGAGAAGUCGAAUAACUCUACGAGGGCAACGACGGAGUCUCAAGGAAGAGGGUACAAGUCCUGAUCUGAGUCCGUCGGGAUACGUCGGCUCCUCUAGCAUUCUUUCUAUAUGUCCGAGAUUCUCGCCUGUCAUCUCUCGCAAACCAGUACAUCCUCGGGACAAGGGCACUUGGCCAUUCGAAUUCGUAAAGCAACAAUUCAGAAAGUUGUUGGCUUCUUCGGAACGUGUAGACCAACUCAUUGCUCAAUACUACGAUAGCGGUCGUUUUACCGUCAUCCCGCGGCCUUUGGUUCUCGACCCGAUUUCCGCGCUUCUUCGCAAGUUGAGUGCGAGUCAGAAUGAAGAAGCGAUUUUGGAUCAUCAUGUUGAAAAUGCCAGACGAAAUUUAAACAAGAGAUUUCCAUCCCUCUCGGCUCAUACGACAUUUCCUGAGUUCCUUGGUUUGUUGGCCUCACAUUUGCUCUCGCAGGGGUCUCCGUUUUUUAUAGCCAGCAAGGUCUGCGUGGGAAUCUGUGAGGAAUACAAUCAGGUGAACGAUCUUACCGUUUGGUCGCGGUAUAUGAACUUUUAUUUUAGCAUCGAUUCUUUUUGGAGACGCGAGUAUGACGAUGAAGAGGUCUUGCUUGAGAGCAGCCGACUUGAUGCGGCUUUGCAAGGCCUUGACCGGGAUGGGUGGAAGGGUCCUAAUGGGAAGGAUAAGUCCAGCCGGCCAGCCAGUUUGAUUCGACUUCGGUACCAACAAGCUCACCUUCGCGACAAGAUUCUACAUCUGUCACUGGGGAACAGGACGAAGACUUUCUCGGAGACUCUCUCGUAUGUCAUACUCGCCAUUUGCCAUGCCUUGCUAAUAGAUACGCAGGACUUUGUACGGAGAGUAUCAGGACGCGUGGUCAAAGGUUCCACCGCAAUACCGCUACAACGAAAGCGUGUGGGAAACUUCGAACCCGCAAUUAUGCGUCGCGCUUUUGAUUGUUCAUCUAGACUAUCUUUACAGUGGUUUCUUGAUCGAACGAAUGCUCACUCAAGAUGGUCAAAUGACUAAGACUUGCCUCCUGGCAACAUCAGCGAAGCUGCUUUCGGGCGUACUUGAGUCGUUCAGCAUCAACAUUGCUAUCCUGAAUUACGUGAGGGGUUUACUUGGAUGGUGCGCGCCCGUCCUCGUAUCUUGACUGCAAG